Molecule: messenger RNA, 1270 nt
Organism: Xenopus tropicalis (tropical clawed frog)
Lineage: Eukaryota; Metazoa; Chordata; Amphibia; Anura; Pipidae
Gene: ttc1
Product: tetratricopeptide repeat domain 1
Exons: 7
Coding region: 106-831 (241 amino acids)
Biological process (GO): positive regulation of inflammatory response
Source: RefSeq, a predicted model, not a curated record
UCCCUCCCCUUCCCUUUCCGUAACUAACGAGUCGCACACACUUCCUGACUUCAGGCCGAGUGACAUCACAUCCGGGUACAAGUCUCGGGACUGGACUCAAGAAGUAUGUUAAAGAAGCAGAGCGGCGGCGGGUGUGAACAGUGCGACGGGCUCAGUGGGCAACGAUGUAAGGUCCCCUCAGACCCCGGCGGCAGCGAGGCCCUUCAGGACUUUGUGAUCUCCCCGCAUUGCAGAGUCUGCGGGGGCCUUAUUUACGCCACUGAGAGCGAGGAGGAGAGAGAGGAGAAACGAAAGCAAAGCACUACAUUAAAGGAAGAAGGAAACCAGCUUUUUAAGAAUGGAGAAUACCCUGCUGCUGAAACUGUAUACACUCAAGCACUUCAGACGUGUCCGGCAUUUUAUUCCCAGGAUCUCGCCAUCCUUUUCUCGAACAGGGCUGCUGCUAGAAUGAGACAGAACAUGAAUGAUCUUGCAUUAGAAGACUGCUCAAAAGCAAUAGAGCUUAAUCCUGACUACAUCCGUGCAUUGCUGAGAAGAGCAGAGUUGUACGAGAAGACUGAUAAAUUAGAUGAAGCUCUGGCAGACUAUAAAUCUGUUCUGGAAAAGGAUCCAUCUGCUAAUCCAGCCAGAGAAGCCUGUAUGCGUUUACCCCGGCAGAUUGAUGAGAGAAAUGAAAAAAUGAAAGAGGAAAUGAUAGGUAAACUGAAGGAUUUGGGGAACCUAGUACUGAGGCCUUUCGGAUUAUCCACAGAAAACUUCCAAGUAAAACAAGAUUCCUCAUCUGGCUCUUACUCUAUAAACUUUGUUCAGAAUCCAAACAAUAAUGAAUGAAGCCUGGAGUGCAGACUUUUGGGAUUGUUACAUAUAAGUUUGAUGGGGAAGGAAGAGGGCAGUUCAGCAUGCAUUGUAUCUGCAUAAACUAGGCCAUGGAUCUUUUUUUGACGCAGUCCAGUGGAUGGAGUUGUAGGUAGUUCAGUACAAUCUUCAUUGCGCUUUGUAGAACGCUGCACUAUUUGAAUGCAGACACCCAAUGGGUGGGAAGAGAGUAACUCUUAGCUUCUCUUAGCCAGCACAUCUGGCAGGGGGUUGCUGGGGAGUAUUUUUCCACCAUAGGCAGUAUGAAAAUUCCCCAUCCCUGAAUAAAGCAUUUCUUUGCUUGUGACAUUGGGAAUCUUCAGUUCCCCCAAAACAAUAGAUACUCAUUAUUGUGUGGAAUUCUGCCAUACAUUCAAUUGUUAGAUCUAAAAUGUAUUAAAAAUCACUAAUUUAA